Messenger RNA from Astyanax mexicanus (Mexican tetra), 3514 nucleotides. It is a transcript of the gene galnt7, whose product is annotated as UDP-N-acetyl-alpha-D-galactosamine: polypeptide N-acetylgalactosaminyltransferase 7. NCBI's taxonomy places the organism in Eukaryota, Metazoa, Chordata, Actinopteri, Characiformes, Acestrorhamphidae. The transcript is spliced from 12 exons. The coding region runs from base 553 to 2517 and encodes 654 amino acids. The record is from RefSeq and is a predicted model, not a curated record. Gene Ontology annotation, cellular component: Golgi apparatus.
GAGUUUAAGUGUCUUUUUAGUAAUCAGACAGAUUCUUAUGGUGUUUAGAUGUUUCUAUGAGUAGCUGUUGAAUAAUUUCAGCUAAUCUGCGCUUCUACAGAAGUUCUUUUAGCUCCCGUAGCUUAAGAUCAGCCUCAGUACUGCUGUAGAUAUUAAUUAGUAUAGAGCAGAGUCAGCUUGUCUAGUUAGCUAACUAGCUAAGCUAGAGCAGUGAGGCAUAGCUAGCAUCAGUUAUAGGUGUCUGUUAGUGUUUAUAAUCAUCAGGCAGCUUCUGACGGUGUUUGGGUAUUUGUAGAUGUGUGAACGUGGAGAGAUUUCAUCUUAUCUGAGCUUCUACAGAGGUUCUUUUAGCUCCUGUAGCUGCUGAAGAUCUGCCUCUCUGCUCGCCCUGCUUUAGUGGCGUUGGCUGCUCUCAAGCUCUCCAGCUUUCUGAAGGGCAGCUCUCUCUCUGAAACAGACGGAAGCUUUCCACUCAAGUCUUCCUCAGUCUGGGGCUUUAGUUUCCAGGCUUUAAUGUCCUCCACCUCGGGAUAACCAGCUGCUCCUUUCUCUAUGCGAACCAUGAGGGUGAAAAUUGGGUUUUUACUGCGGAGUUUGCUGGUAAUCGGUACGUUUUUGGGGCUGGUUCUGCUCUGGUCUUCUCUAUCUCCCAAACCCGGCGACGACAGCCCCUUUGCUAAGCUGGAAGGAAGAGAUGCUCCAAACCUCCCACCCAACCCUCAAAACGAAGUAGCCGAUCAGUUCAAACCCGUCGUCCCUUGGCCCCAUGUAGAAGGUGUGGAGGUGGACCUGGACUCCAUCCGGCAGAAGAACGGUGCAGACAAGCCAAACCCGAAGUUCAAAGCCCAGGAUCAACAGAACAUCAUUCAGAAACAGUACAUCACCUUCAAACCCCACAGUAACGUGUACUCUGACCCCGUGCUGCGCAAGGGCAGUCUGGGCAACUUUGAGCCCAAAGAGCCAGAACCACCAGGGAUUCCUGAAGGUCCAGGGGAGGGCAGUAAACCUUUUGUUCUGGGACAGGAGUACAAAGAUGCAGUUCAGGCCAGCAUCAAGGAGUUCGGUUUCAACAUGGUGGCCAGCGACAUGAUCUCACUGGACAGGACUGUCGGUGAUUUGCGGCACGAAGAAUGUAAGUACUGGCACUAUGACGAGAACCUGCUGACCUCCAGCGUGAUCAUUGUGUUCCAUAACGAGGGCUGGUCUACCCUGAUGAGGACCGUGCACAGCGUGAUCAAGAGAACGCCCCGCAGAUACCUGGCCGAGAUCGUCAUGAUCGACGACUUCAGCAAUAAAGUUCACCUGAAGGAGAGACUGGAGGAGUAUAUAAAGCAGUGGAACGGGCUGGUUAAACUGUUCCGCAAUGAAAAAAGAGAAGGACUGAUCCAGGCCAGGAGUAUAGGGGCCCGCAAAGCCACACUUGGACAGGUGUUGAUCUACCUGGAUGCUCACUGUGAAGUUGGGGUGAACUGGUAUGCUCCACUGGUGGCCCCCAUAUCUAAAGACAGAACGGUUUGCACAGUGCCUUUGAUAGAUUACAUAGACGGCAAUGAUUAUACGAUAGAGCCGCAGCAGGGCGGGGACGAGGACGGGCUGGCCCGGGGAGCCUGGGACUGGAGCCUGCUGUGGAAGAGGGUUCCUCUGAGCAGCAAGGAGAAGGCUAAAAGAAAGCAUAAGACUGAGCCCUAUCGGUCUCCGGCAAUGGCCGGUGGGCUGUUUGCUAUUGAGCGAGAGUUCUUCUUCGAGCUGGGCCUGUAUGAUCCCGGCCUGCAGAUCUGGGGAGGAGAAAACUUUGAAAUAUCAUAUAAGAUAUGGCAGUGUGGAGGACAGCUUCUGUUCACUCCUUGCUCUCGUGUGGGACACAUCUACCGUCUGUCUGGAUGGCAGGGAAAUCCGCCUCCUGCACAUGUGGGCUCCUCCCCCACACUUAAGAACUACGUGCGUGUGGUGGAGGUCUGGUGGGACGAGUAUAAGGACUAUUUCUACGCCAGUCGUCCUGAAACCCUCACUCUGGCUUACGGAGACAUCGGCCCUCUGAAGAAGUUCAGAGAGGAGCAUCGCUGCAAGAGCUUCAAGUGGUUCAUGGAGGAAAUUGCUUACGAUAUUCCCAUCCACUAUCCUUUACCGCCCAAGAACGUGGAGUGGGGAGAGAUCCGUGGAUAUGACACGAGUUACUGUAUAGACAGCAUGGGCCACACAAACGGUGGGAAUGUGGAGAUCGGGCCGUGCCACAGGAUGGGAGGAAAUCAGCUGUUCAGAAUCAAUGAAGCCAACCAGUUGAUGCAGUACGACCAGUGCCUGACGAAGGGAGCAGAUGGCUCAGCUGUCAUCAUCACACACUGCAAUAUGAAUGAAAACACUGAAUGGAGGUACUUUAAGGAUCUACACCGGUUUACACACAUACCGACGGGGAAGUGUUUAGAUCGCUCGGACGUCCUGCACAAAGUCUUCAUCUCUGACUGUGACAACAGCAAGAGCACUCAGAAAUGGGAAAUGAACAACAUCAUGGCGGUCUGAUUCCACGACUGAGGACUUAAAGCAAUGCAGACUCUCUCCGGCUCUGUUUACAGCUCCAGGUGUUCACAGUGUAAAUACAUCUGAAGGAGACGUCCUGCAUUUUAAAUCAUCUCCAGCCAUGAGCGCCUAUCAUGAACUCGGACACUUUUUACUUUUUAUGUUUAUUUUUUUAUCCCCCACUCCAUCGCACAUUAUGUUUACAAGCGUUUUUUUCUCCCGGUCUUCAUGCUGCUACGGGCUUUGUUUUAUUUUAUUUUAUUUUUUUGUGGGUUUGAGGGUUUUUCUGACUGCAGCAUUAGGGAGAAGGUGCUCAUGGAAAAGCUGAAAGUUCUAAAACCACGAUUUUAACUCUACGCUGCUCCAUUAGAAAGCUUUUAGUCUUCUUUACUGCAAGACAUAUGGAUUAAUACCACUAUGAGAAGUUUUUCUUUUUGUUUUAAUACUGAGGUUAACACUGGACAUUCAUCAUGUUUGAGAGGAAACACUCCACACAAAUCCUCUGGUCUUUGGCACAGUGAAACUUUAAAUCUGAAAACUGCAUUUUUCCAUGAAGUAUGAGUAAAGAAAUGUCUGGGGAUGAAGUUCUGGGAACUGGGAAAAGGGUUUGGAGGCAAAGGGUUAACAAUAGAAAUGAGGGUAUAUAUUUAUUUUUUUCUAUUUGCAUUGAUGUCUGCUUGGUAUCGGGAAUGUUUACUUGUUAUGUGAAAACUGAUGAUUUAAAUCUAAUAAGAAUCACUGGACAAUGGGUUUUGUCACUUGCCAAAUAUCAGCAAUCCCAAUAAUGAGGAGCAGCGGCGCGUCAUGUGGGCAAAAAUUAAAUAACUGCAGCGUAUGCUAUUUUUUGUACAAUGUAAAUAUGAUCAUUUCUAAAUUAACAUUUUGAGACGCAGUGAGCCUCGUGAAGGUGUAAAUAUCUAACUUAUAAAGUUAUAUUGGCACUGUUUUCUCAAGAGAAUAAAUUGAACUUUCUACCAGUUUACAGUCGUUGUAAACAUCA